Molecule: messenger RNA, 417 nt
Organism: Rotaria sordida
Lineage: Eukaryota; Metazoa; Rotifera; Eurotatoria; Philodinida; Philodinidae
Source: the annotation of a GenBank genome assembly
AUGAAUCAAUGGCAUUUAUGUAUUUACCUUUUUUUUCUUCUAUCAACUUUUAAAUCAAGUACAGUCCAUUCAAUUCAAUGUUGUUCAGGUGAUAGUUCAUGUACAGCAGAUCUUGUUGAUUGUCCUGCAAAUGUUUGUUUUAAAUUAGUGUUUGAAAAAGUAACAGAAUACCGUGGAUGUAUGACUGAUCUCUAUAAAAUGCUCGAAUAUCCCACUUUAGGCGGUGGAAAUUUUUAUGAUGAUGGUGGAUCAUCGAAUGAUCAAUGUCAAAAAAUUAAUACACUUGGAUCUGGAAUGUCUUUAUGUAAAUGUACUAGUAAUUUAUGUAACUCAUCUUCAAAAUCUUCUUAUAUUUCAUUUUUGAUUUUGAUUUUUAUCCUUUUGGUUGUUUAUCUAUGUCCUUGUGUCUUUCUUUAA